UUAGCCAAAUAGGAACAUCCCUGAACAUCAAGCAGGAGCCAUCUCUCUUGGAAUGGAAGCUUUAAUGCUGCAGUGAAUAUUGGUUUUUUUUUGUUUUUCAAACCCUUGGCUUUUGACAGGAAUUCUCCACUCACCAGGGUUUACACCUAACCUUUUGGAGCAGGACUCCACUUUAAAAAGCAUUUGAAGAAAGAGCUCAUAGAAGACUGCACACUGAAUUUGUCUGGUUCCAUUCCAAAAUCAGUUGCUAAUUUGGGUCCGUCCAGGACUCUGGACAUCACAGGAGGUCCAGUGCUCUGGAAGUGUGAAGCUGGAUGUAUGAGACGACUUCAUGGGCCUUAGGGACCAUCUGGAGGAUGGGACGGGCCACAUCCUCAAUUUGGGACUGGAUCUGGACUACCUACACGUGGAAGGUGCUGAGCGGCCGGCGGGCUCCAGCUCAGUGGCUUCAGGUGCUGGAACUCCCGCCAGGCAGGGCACAGGGGGUCUUCUCAGUCACAGCAUCGUCAGUUUAAGCACAGAGUCCAGCUUCAGCAGCAGCAGCAGUUUCUCCAACUUCUCAGAGGAGAGCGCUGCAUCUGACAGUGAAGAUGAGCGUCUGCAGAAUUCUGGUGGCACCCAACCUUGUGGUGCAUCUGGAUCAGCCGGGCUGUCCUUGGAGCUGGCCGCCCCUUUGCCUGAAGAACAUCAACCAACGAUAACAUCAAUCACAGAGAGCCGCACCAAGGUUGAGUUUGCACUCAAACUGGGGUACUCUGAAGAGCUGGUGCUUCUGGUUCUGAAAAAACUGGGCCCUGACUCUCUCAUAAAUGACAUACUGGGAGAACUGGUCAAGCUGGGAACCAAGACGGAGACAGGGCACCAGAGGGGAGGAGAUGGGGGGAGCCCCCCACCGUCUUCUUGCUCUCCAGCUGCUUCAUCGAACGCUUCCUUCUCAACAACCUCCUCUGUGGACUCGGUUCCAUUGAUGCGUCCGACCCAGCGACCAGAGGACAAGGGGAACCUGCGACCGGUGGUGGUGGAUGGCAGCAAUGUUGCGAUGAGUCAUGGAAACAAAGAAGUCUUCUCGUGCCAAGGCAUCCAGCUGGCUGUUGACUGGUUCUUGGAUCGAGGUCACAGUGACAUCACUGUUUUCGUACCUGCGUGGAGAAAGGAACAGUCACGACCUGAUGCCUUGAUCACAGACCAGGAGAUCCUCCGGCGAAUGGAGAAGGAUAAGAUCUUGGUUUUCACGCCGUCUCGUCGUGUGCAAGGACGCCGUGUGGUCUGUUACGACGACCGCUUCAUCGUCAAGUUGGCCUAUGAGUCAGAUGGCAUCAUAGUGUCCAACGACAACUACCGCGAUCUGGCCAAUGAGAAGCCGGAGUGGAAGAAGUUUAUCGACGAGCGUCUGCUGAUGUACUCUUUCGUUAAUGACAAAUUCAUGCCACCUGACGACCCUCUUGGACGCCACGGUCCCAGUCUGGAGAACUUCUUACGAAAGAGGCCAGUCAUGCCGGAACACAGGAAGCAGCCAUGUCCUUAUGGUAAAAAGUGCACUUAUGGCCACAAGUGCAAGUUCUACCAUCCAGAACGAAGCAGUCAACCACAGCUCUCUGUAGCAGAUGAACUCCGUGCUAGUGCCAAAAUGUCUUCAGGAGCAUCCAAAGUCCAGCUUGAGCACAACUUUAUGGACAAGCAUCAAAUUACAGGUCAGGCAGUUUCGGAUGCUGAGCUCAGGUGGUCCACACCAAAGAAACAGCCGAGCCCUCGUGCUUCCUGUGACCAGCGGCCUCAUGCCCAACUCAAAUUGGACCCAUGUCCUAGAGGCAACUGCAGCUGGGAUAAAAGUUGGCAGCCGGCUCCAGGGGGACCUCCUUCCAGAGGAAGCAUGGAUGAGAUAGAGCCUUCCAGGAGACCAGACAGAGAGAAUAUUUGGCCACAGGGUCGAAAUCCAAAUGACUUGCUCACCAGAGGGGAGUCUCCAGACCUGGGCUACAGUUCCAUGGUGAAGUCCUACGCCAGCCUCAGUCUGCUGGCGCCCUCCAGUCCUGACCGCUUUCCGCCCGUUCUCCAUGCAAGAUCUCUGCCAUCAGACUGCAGCAGUGAGGGCAGUGCAAGUUCAGACUCCUUCUCCCCUGAUCCAGUAAUAGAUGAUGGCCACAGGUGCCACCACCACGGUCACCCUCUGCCUCAAUUGCACCACUGCCCCGGCAAACUGGGACGACCUUCCCCGCGGAUUCCUCCAGGAUUGGACCAGCGGGCUCCUCCUGGAUACCCACAUUCACAUUCAUCCCAAAGGCCUCAGGGCUUCGCCAUGGAAGACUCAUCUGCACCGCCAAGUCCCUUCAAACCGGUUUCGACCUAUACCCCACCACAUCACCAGCACUCUCUGCUGAGCAGUUUUCCAGACUUCCCACCGACCUCAGCUCGCUCUCAGAGCUUUCACAUGGGCCAAAGUCUUCAGGGAGGGAUGCAAAACUCCAGGGUGUAUCAGGGGUCCCCAUUGCUCUCUAGAAGGAAUUACUCUGUCCAGAACACACAGUACCAGUGGGACUAUCAGCCAACCUCUAAACCUCACACCGAACCAUUCGCUCUCUUCCCAGAUGAGCGGCCUUGGCACUCCCCUUGGGGUCCCCAACCUCAUUCCCCACCACGCCAUCUCCCAGCAACACCUCCCCACCAGCUCUCCUUUCCAACUCACAAACCUCACCCUUGUCUGCAACCAAGGCACCAAGAGUCCCCCUUGUUGGGUCGCUACCAGGACCUAAGGGAGAGGAUGUUUGUGAACUUGUGUGGCAUCUUCUCUCCAGAUGUGGUGAGGGUAGUGAUGAAUAGGAACCCCCACAUGAUGGAUGCUCAAGAGCUGGCUGCAGCCAUCUUGCGAGAGAGAUCUGAGCAUAACAGUUAUUAACUGGUGAAUGAAGACCAGUGGAUUUCACCUGCAGCUGCAAGGAUGGCUGAGCACAACCUGGCAAAAGCUAAAGCAGAUCGACAGAAUACAUCACUGUUCGGCAUCUGAUCUGUGUCUUUUUGGCAAGUCAUGGAAAUAAUUUAUUCUAGCUGCACUGAGAUGAGCUGCCGAGUGGCUCCUCAUACUUCCUGAUGUGAGCAUGGCAACUGAGUCAGGGGCCAGAUUUGUGAAUCUGCCUGUUGAGCACUUCAAGAAAGGGAGCAGGUGUGAGACUGGUGACCUGCAAUGCUCAAGCUGUGAGUGAGAUGGAUGAAAUGAUUUCCUGAAAUAUUUAUUUCUUUUAAGUUAUUUAUGUAAGUUAUUCUGUUUCUGCACUUUUUGUUGUGUGUUAUGUUUCAUGUUCUUUUUUUAUUUUUUUGGCAAUCAUAUCAGGGUAUGAAGGCAGCUCCAUGACCUCAGAGGGUGAAGUCAAUGGAGAGUUUAAGGAGGACAAUUUAUUUCUGAACAGCCGCAAUGUCAGACACGACAAGUCACUUCAAGUCCACUCCAUUAGCAUAUGGCCCGAGUCAAUUUCAAAACUACUUUUGUUAUGGGCGCUUCUCUGAACACACACUACCACUAUUCACACGAUCCCAUGAUGCACUGAAACAGUUGAAGCUCUACUACCCCUUAGUACCAUAAGAACCAAAGGCUGAAAUCAAACCUAUAUUCCUGAGUUUUAAUUAAUGUUAGUCAUGCGUGGUGCAAGACUUAGACUUAACACUAAAGCCCUCCAUGUGAUGGAGUUUGACUCCUUCCUUCACAGUAAGGGAAAUCCACUUAAUUUGACAGAUGACUCACACAUUAAAUCCCUCUCCAGAAUGUUUCUCUGGACAAAUAUUCAUCCUCUCAAACACUGAAGCCAGAAAUAUACUGUUGAUGUAUAUUGGAAAAUAAAACAGAUAAAGAAAUAAAACAGGAUUUAGAAAGUCCAAGAAUAAAAGAACAAUAAUUAUACCAUAACACUAUUUACAGAUUACCACAAAGAGUUCUAUUCAUUUUGCAGCAAAUUGAUUUGCGAUUCCUGUACAGUAAAAACAUUUAACUAUCUUCAGUCUUUUCCAGUUUAUAUCUCAACUCAAAUGGGCCACAUUUGUCCAUAAAUAUUCAGAGACUGGAGUUUGAUAAUGGCAAAAUUGAAUGGUAUUGAUAUGAUUUAAUGGUAAAUAAAAACAUGAAUUAAUAACUAAUAUAGUAAGAAUUUAAAUCUGUUGUUGAAGACGUCCCUUCCCCCUGUGGUGGGGAAAAAAAGUCCUGGAACUGUCUUCUAAUUCCUGUCUGGACUUCAGUGUUAUGUAACCAGCAAGCAGAAUAUCCAAAACUAGAGAGGCAUGCUUCCUUAUAUGCCCAUGUUCUCCCUACAGUUCUGAGCACUUGGAAAAGAUUCACCAACCCACAUUAUGAAGCAAGUCAACGAGUCACUUGAUCCUCUACUCCCCCAAAAAACUAAGGCACCAAAACUGGCCAGUAGUUUAUAUCCAGGUGCUGCGUCACAGCAGAAACUCACUAGAGACCAUUUAAUCUGCUUCUGUUUGCAUCACCCCAGCAGACGGACUCUCUGUGUUGAUACAAAUUGUAUCUUAAUAGGGUUUUUAAGAGAACAAUUUUUUGCUCCAUAAAAUAUUGUGAAUGUUAACCUUUCUUUAAUGAACAAGAUAUUUUUUUCUAAAAAGUAGAGCAGUGGACUAAAUCCCCAAAUUCUUCUCAGACCAAAACUCACGACGAGGAAAAACGUGAUUGUUCGCAAGUUCCAAAUCCCAAAGCUUUCCAGGUGAUGGCUUUAUUUCCUUCUAUGUUAACCUUGAACUUACUUGAAGAACCUUCGUGUUGAGGGCUGAACUGUAGUCCGGGUGCUGAAGUUUUUCCGAGAACCAAGCUGUAGCACCGUGUGCUAGUGAUGAUUUAAAGGGCCAAACCACAACUUUUACCUCGGGAGGUGUGCGUGAACUGUGGAGAGAGAAUCCACGAAAAACUAUUUUUCUACUGUUAAAGUGUGAUUUCAUAACGUGUAUGUGAUUGUAGCCAGUCAGUGUUGCUGCAGGAAGUGUUACUUGAAAACAUAUUUUGACUUUACUGUUGCAACACUGGAGUGAUUGUAUGCUGCAUAUGUGAAAGGAAAAUACAGUGCCAUUCAUGUGUCUGUGCAGUCAUGACAAAAACAAGAAUUAGUGCUAAAAAUGGAUUUUUACUAAA
This is a messenger RNA of Synchiropus splendidus (mandarinfish), 5125 nucleotides long. RefSeq names its product probable ribonuclease ZC3H12C. The transcript is spliced from 6 exons. Gene Ontology annotation, molecular function: RNA endonuclease activity; mRNA binding; metal ion binding. The coding region runs from base 332 to 2893 and encodes 853 amino acids. Lineage: Eukaryota; Metazoa; Chordata; Actinopteri; Syngnathiformes; Callionymidae. Gene Ontology annotation, cellular component: cytoplasmic ribonucleoprotein granule; nucleus. The record is from RefSeq and is a predicted model, not a curated record.